Messenger RNA from Sesamum indicum (sesame), 619 nucleotides. RefSeq lists its product as uncharacterized. Gene Ontology annotation, cellular component: ribosome. Gene Ontology annotation, molecular function: structural constituent of ribosome. The record is from RefSeq and is a predicted model, not a curated record. Gene Ontology annotation, biological process: translation. Lineage: Eukaryota; Viridiplantae; Streptophyta; Magnoliopsida; Lamiales; Pedaliaceae.
ACGAUCAUACGACGUCGUGAAGCACGAACGAGGGUUUAUCUGGGGUUGAAUAUUUUGGUUUCGGUUUUGAAGAGAAGAAUCGUCGGAAUCAGGAUGAAGCCGGUGGUGGGCAUGGUGGUUUCGAACAAAAUGCAGAAGUCGGUGGUGGUGGCAGUGGACCGCCUCUUCCACCACAAGCUCUACAACCGUUAUGUCAAGCGCACCUCCAAGUUUAUGGCUCACGACGAGCGUAAUGAGUGUAAUAUCGGCGAUCGCGUAAGGUUGGAUCCUUCGCGGCCGCUGAGCAAGCGCAAGCACUGGGUUGUCGCGGAAAUCCUUAAGAAAGCGAGGAUAUAUGUCCCACCGUCUCUCCAGAAGGAUGUUUCUCCCGCUGAUGAUUCAAGCAGCCAGGCUUCAUGAGGUGGAGGUGACUAUGCAGUUUCUCCCAAGCCAAUCCAAGCCCAAUCGCAUGGAGAUGGAUACUUAUUUCAAUUCCAAUCUAAGGAUACCUUCCCCAUGUGUAGUAGGACCGUCAUGUCUAGUAGUAAACUUUUCAAGCUUUACCUGAUGUUAUUGCCAGGGAAAGUGUAUGAGAAAUUACGAAUUUAUGGCUUAAAUGAAGCUCAGGAGAUUUUUUCUA